AUGGAACCCGCCAUUCAUUCUGAGAACGCAUUUCAUGAUGCCGACAACAUCAACUCCGGCGUCAUCGACCCGAUGGUGGACGAAGCGUACCCUCCCCUGUCCAUUGCUGUCGACCCUAUUUGCGAAGGAGGUGUAGAAUAUAGUGAAGCUGUCGACCCUACUUACGACGGAGUCAGGUUUCGUUGUAGCAGUAGAAUCGGCUCAAGCCCAAUUAUGAGGAUAAUCAACUGGUGUUUGAAGAAGUUCCGUUACUACGUUGUUUUCUCAAAGGAAGCCAUGUUUAUAUUUGGCCUCAUAUUUGUUCACAGUUUCGUAGAGAUCGCGCUGGUAAAUAUAUUGAUCACCCAUCUCCAAGAUGAAUGGGAAUGGGGCGUACCAAAAUCGGCUAUAGCCGUCAAUUUACAGGAAGGAACCUCGGAAGUUCUGCAAAUUUUAUUUGCUUUUGCAUCGGAUGCCUAUCUGGGCCGCUUCAAAAUGGUGGUUUACUCCACCAUAUCUUACAUCAUUGGAUUAGUGCUGUUCUGGAAUGCAGCCCCGCAUACAAAUACAGAGAUUCGAACUUUUUACUUAGGACUGGUGCUAAUAAGUAUUGCAAAAGCAGCAAAAGAGGUAUCAUUGAAAGCAUUUCUUGAUGAUCAAUUCAUGGCGAAGGAUAUCCCAGCCACAGAAGAGGAUGAAGAACGACAACAUAGCCGUAGCAAUGUCUGGUGGCGCUCUGCAUCCAUCUUGGGUGCUCUUGCCGCUGUUUUUGUCCCGAUUAGUUCAUUGAAGCUGCUUUCUAUGAUCUCAGCAAUUGCAAUGGUGGUUGCAUACUUGUGGUUCUGGUUAGGUGCAAAAUUUUACGAAUGCAAUAGACCAACAGGCAGCGCCAUCUCUGAUGUUCUAUUUGUUAUCAAAACAGCAGUACUAAAAAGAAAUCUUCUCUAUGCAACUAUUCCAGAGCAUCUCUUCAACAAUUAUAAAGGUGUUACACAUAUUGAGCCUCGUAUUUCAUGGUUGAGGUGGUUAGACAAAGCUCCCAUUGUGAUUGAAGAGAAAAAUAGGCCUGACAAGCCUUGCUCCGUUGCACAAGUGAAGGAAGUGAAAUUUUUAUUAGGGAUGGUUCCUAUGUGGAUAACGUUCCUUGCAUACAGUCUGGUUGAUGCAACAGGGAGCACCAUCUUUCUCGAACAAGCUAGCAACAUAAAUGACAAUUUCCCUAUUGCUGUUUUCAAAAUAUUAGUAAUAGUCACAAGCAUUGUAAUUGAAUGUCUAUGUGACCUUCUAUUUAGUGAAAUGAAUGGACAACUCAUAAUGCAGGGGAGAAUUGGUAUUGGAAUGACAUUUUCUGUCAUUUGUUGCAUAUUUGCUUGGAAAAAUGCAGUUCACUGGCUGUAUUUGGUCAAGAGAUACACCCAUCCAAGUAAACAUAUGGAUAUUUAUAGCCUAACUCCACAAUUUAUCUUCUUGGGAAUUAUGAAAGGACUUUCAGAAGGUGGGCUUCAAAGUUUCUUCCGUUCCCAGGUUUCUGAAUCCCUAAGGAACUACGAACCACUGUUUGGAGAAUGUGUGAUAGGCAUCGGAAAGUUUCUGAGUAUACUCUUUAUCCUCAUUUUCAGUAGCUGGUUUGGGAAGGAUAUAGAUUCAAGUCGUUUGGACAAUUAUUAUGCGAUGCUGACACUACUAAGUUUUGUCAACUUUCUAAUCUACUGGUUGGUUGCGUAUUGGUAUGGAGAUGAUCAAUUUUCACCUGAACCACUCAUAGAAGGUGCACAAGACAGAACGCAUAUGGAGACCAAUAACCUUCAAAAUAUUAGUGCUUCAACAGGGAUAACACGAUCCUUAUCUGAAAAGACGCCCAAUAACCGCCCAAAUUUCAGUGUUUCCAGGAGGAGAAUGCGGUCCUUCCCCGGUCCUGCUUCCCCUAGAACUCCGAACAGACUGGAUGAUGCACACGUGCAGGAAAGAGAAGAAUUACUCCAUGUAUAA
This is a messenger RNA of Fraxinus pennsylvanica, 1968 nucleotides long. The record is from the annotation of a GenBank genome assembly. NCBI's taxonomy places the organism in Eukaryota, Viridiplantae, Streptophyta, Magnoliopsida, Lamiales, Oleaceae.